AUGCAUCCUUCGCGCUGCUUCAAAUGCUCACCACAAUGCAGUGCUAGCCCUGAUGGCAGGCUCAUUGCCACUUCGUCGUCGUCGACCAUCGUUGUUCGCUCAACACAGUCGUUGCAGACUGUCCAUGUCGUGAAGCUCCCAGCAGACUUUUCGGGGCCUAUUACGACUCUUGCCUGGGCGCCCUCGUCGUCGCGCAUCCUUGUCGCUAAUACGGACCAGAUCCACGUCUUCUCUGCAAGCGACUCGUCAUUCCACGCUGCGAUUCGAAACCCAGUGGCAGGAAGCGGGAAGUCACCCCUCGUCCACUUUGGAGCCCGCGACGCCGAGAUCUUCAUCUAUGCUGCCUUCGGCCUGAAACUGGUCAUUUUCGACCUGUCUACUUCCAAGGCGGUUGAGAUCAACAACCCCAAAUUCUAUAUCCCCUCCUUCGUCGCCCGCGGCCUCUCCUUGCGCCCCGAGACGCACCACCUUGCACUACUGACGCGAGCUAGCGGGAGAGACGCCGUUAGCAUUCACCAUCCCAUCACCCGGCAGAUCCAAAGAUCCUGGUACCCGGAAACAGUUGACGCCCAGGGUUUGGCAUGGACCCCUGAUGGGAAAUGGCUACUGUUGUGGGAGUCCCCGGCACACGGGCACAAGCUCCUGUUGUACACACCCGAUGGUCAAUUCUUCCGUUCCAUUGGUGCUUCCACAAUCGUGGGAGGGGAGGACGCCGAUCUGGAGCCCGGGAUCAAGAUGUGCCGUCCGAGUCCCGAUUCCGCUUUUUGUGCAGUGGGUGACCACAGCAGGGGAGUGCGUGUGCUUGGCACGCAGACGUGGAGGGAUGGCUUGAGGCUCAUUCACCCUACCACCGUUGUACCGACAGACACACUUCAGGUUUGGCAGGAACAGCUUAGCGCGUCGUCCGAGGGGCGUGCCAAUUACAUGUUCCUUCGUGCCACGCAGAUGGUCUCCCCCCAGAGUCGAUUGGUCGAUGGAAAGCCUUCAGUGGAUAUGAAGCCCGGCUGCUCCUUGCUAGCAUUCGAUGCAUCUUCCGCCCUCUUAGCAACGAGGCUCGACGAUUCGCCGUCCACUUUGUGGAUUUGGGACGUUGCCGCUGCAGAACUCCGAGCGGUACUAAUGUUCCACUCGAGUGUCAACUUUACCUGGCACCCAACGACUCACGAGCUGCUUUUGGUGACAUGCCAAGAUGAAAACUAUCGCGGCGUCUCGUUUCUCUGGGAUCCGUUAUCCAACGGACUUAAGCCCGUCUCUCUGGAAGCGUUCCUGCCAGAUGGCAAGGUUGUGGGGAAACCUCAAUCCGCCUGGCUCGACGGGGAUACUGAGUUUCCGGUAUUUCUCAUAUCUGAUGCACAACAUUACCUAAUGGUGUCGUGUGCGGAUGUAGAGCAAUGCCCGACACCUUGGCGUGAGGCGACAGGAAGUGAGAGAGUUGUCGGUUCGGGGCGAGCGGGCUUUUCUCCUGGGCAGGAGGUCGGAGAUGCAGGCGACAUGUCUGCGUUGAUGGCAGACGACACGUCGACCCUGGACGAUACCUUCUUGUUCAAGCAUCCAUGA
Messenger RNA from Ilyonectria robusta, 1557 nucleotides. RefSeq lists its product as uncharacterized. The transcript is spliced from 3 exons. Gene Ontology annotation, molecular function: protein binding. NCBI's taxonomy places the organism in Eukaryota, Fungi, Ascomycota, Sordariomycetes, Hypocreales, Nectriaceae. The record is from RefSeq and is a predicted model, not a curated record. Gene Ontology annotation, cellular component: microtubule organizing center; mitotic spindle; MWP complex. Gene Ontology annotation, biological process: protein localization to mitotic spindle pole body; mitotic sister chromatid segregation; microtubule anchoring at mitotic spindle pole body. Bases 1 to 1557 code for a protein of 518 amino acids.